Gossypium arboreum is the source of this 366-nucleotide messenger RNA. RefSeq names its product probable transcription factor At5g61620. The transcript has 2 exons. NCBI's taxonomy places the organism in Eukaryota, Viridiplantae, Streptophyta, Magnoliopsida, Malvales, Malvaceae. The record is from RefSeq and is a predicted model, not a curated record. The coding region runs from base 1 to 366 and encodes 121 amino acids. Gene Ontology annotation, biological process: response to ethylene; response to gibberellin; response to auxin. Gene Ontology annotation, molecular function: DNA binding.
AUGGAAAGUAAAGCAAAUUUUCCAGGAAAACUAAGAGAGAGAGAUAAUGGUGAAAGGAAGAAGGAGAAGUUAGUAUUUGAUUAUGAAACAGGGAAGCCAUGGACAGAAGAGGAGCAUAGAAUGUUUUUGGAAGGUUUGAGAAAGUUGGGAAAAGGUAACUGGAAAGGAAUUUCAGAGAAUUAUGUAACCAGUAGGACCCCAAUUCAAGUUGCAAGCCAUGCCCAAAAAUAUUUUCUCAGACUGCAGCAUGCCAUUAACAAUAAGGAGAAACGCAGACCGAGCUUAUUUGACAAGUCUUUCCAAGAAUCUGAAUCCGAAUCCGAAUCCGAAACCAUAUUACCUCUUAAUCCAGAUCCGAUCAUGUAG